GGGAGGUUCCCGGAAAAACAGCCGACCGGAAGUGAAGGCCAGAGCCGAGAAGCAGAAGACGAGAGCCGCGGCCGCCGAUGCCAGCAGAAACACACGCGAAAGUACAUUCCCAUCGGUGAGGUCUCUUCCAUCGGCUCUUCCAUCUGCCUGACCUGAGCCUGCCCCCCUCUGCCCAGUCCACCCUCUGCACUUAAACACCUACAAAACUGAACGUAAACUCCGCAGACUCUUCCUCCUCACCUCCUCUUCAUCACCUCUUCCUCUAACCCAGCGCUAUGGCAGGGCGAGGGGGAACCACACGGACCAACGGCGCCGCUCCGGGCAACAAAAUUUGCCAGUUUAAGUUGGUUCUUCUGGGGGAGUCGGCCGUGGGCAAGUCCAGUCUGGUGCUGCGCUUCGUCAAAGGGCAGUUCCACGAGUUUCAGGAGAGCACCAUCGGAGCGGCCUUCCUCACACAGACGGUAUGUUUGGACGAUACAACAGUGAAGUUUGAGAUCUGGGACACGGCCGGGCAGGAGCGCUACCACAGCCUGGCGCCCAUGUACUACAGAGGAGCACAGGCCGCCAUCGUGGUCUAUGACAUCACCAACACAGAUACAUUCACACGUGCAAAGAACUGGGUGAAGGAGCUGCAGAGGCAAGCCAGUCCCAAUAUUGUCAUCGCUCUGGCGGGGAACAAAGCAGAUCUGGCCCAGAAGAGGAACGUAGACUUCCAGGAAGCACAAGCGUACGCCGAUGAUAACAGUUUGCUUUUCAUGGAAACUUCAGCCAAAACUGCUGUGAAUGUCAACGAGAUUUUUAUGGCUAUUGCCAAGAAGCUGCCUAAGAACGAGCCACAAGGGGGCGCCGGAGCGGGGGGCCGUGCUCGAGGCGGAGUGGACCUUCAGGAAAGCGCGCCACAAGGAAGAAGCGGUCAGUGUUGUGGAGGCGGCAACUAACAAAACCACCACAACAACAAACAAAAACCCAACUCGCACCAAUCUACAGCUAUGAUCAACCACACCAGAUGUCUACCAGCUGUCAAACAACCAACUACGCCCCCUAUUGGCCAGACCGAGGCACUGUCCGGGCCCUAAAACACAGCACAAAUUAACUGAGAGAAACCAGAGGCCAGUAAAACGCCCACUGAUGGUUUCCGGUAACUAUAACAACAGACCAAGAAGAAGACCAACGUAACUCAAUCAUGUUUUAAAACUGGGGACUCAACUUGCCGUUCCGUAACCUCGUUUUGAUGGACAGCUUAGGGGAGUUAUAAUUGUCCCAUAUGUGGAAGGAGGAAAAGAUUAGUCAUUACAAAUUAAUGGGCCGCUACUGCUACUACUAGUGUAUUUGUGUAGAAAAAAUAACAUUGAAAAUAUAUGGGUUGGCCCCUUGUCCUUUCUAUUCUUUCUUUGCUGUGCGAUCGUUUCUCAGAUCAUUUUCAUCAAAGACUUUUAACUGGAGGCGCAUGGGCAAUUGAUAUUUGGAAAAGGAGAUUGACAACUUAAAGAUGCACUGUGUAACUUUUCUGUCUGCUUGUCAGUGCGUUGCCUGAAAUGUUCCACGUCAUAGCAUUAAACUUAUUCAACUUAGUUAUUCAAUUACAGGUUUCAGAUUGGUCAAAAAUACCUUAAAAAAAAACAUUCUUGCAUUCUUUCUGUGAUGGGCUGCCUUUUCAGAGAUCUGACUUGUAACUCAGCCUAGCGGUGCCACCAGCUGGUCUACAGAGUUUCAAGUCGCCAUGGAAACAAAAGUUACACAGUGCGUCUUUAACGAACUGAAAACUGUUCCUCCGAUGAAGCUGUGUAGAAUGAAUUAUUACAAUGUUAAUGUUAUCACUAUUAUUUGACACAAGCUAAGUAUGAUUUCUUACCAUGCAGUCCGUAGUCCACUGUCACCGUAAUUUUUAGUAUUAAUGUAAUGUUUUUGAAUCAUCGUUGUACAAAUAAAAAAAAACAUGCAGCAAGUUUUUGUUUUCUCGACCAAAAUCACUCUAUUGUGUAUUGAAAACAGAUUGCUGUAUUUGUAUCAGACUUUUCAAGUUUAUAAUAUUAAUCAAUAGUAGUUCUUAUCGUCAAAAAGCUUCCCAAUCUUGUUUUGUCGACCUUAAGUGAUGGAUUUUUUUUUAUGUCUUAAUUUUUCUGAAGAUCUAUGGUAUUAAAUGCACUGGUUCUGUCUCAUCAUCUUUGUGGAUUAAGAUGUUGUCCUCUGCCUCCUUUUAAUUUUAAGUUUUCUUUUUUCUAUUCUGUCAUUUGUACUCUUUAUGGAGGGAGGGAACGGUCUCCUGUCGGCAUCGUAGCACCUACACGGAUGGGAGCGGGCUGGAACUAAAGAAGAAAGAUGUAAUUUUACCAAUAAAAACAAGGAGAUGGUAAAAUUUG
Boleophthalmus pectinirostris (great blue-spotted mudskipper) is the source of this 2360-nucleotide messenger RNA. RefSeq names its product RAB5C, member RAS oncogene family (gene rab5c). Gene Ontology annotation, molecular function: GTPase activity; GTP binding. The transcript is spliced from 6 exons. The record is from RefSeq and is a predicted model, not a curated record. NCBI's taxonomy places the organism in Eukaryota, Metazoa, Chordata, Actinopteri, Gobiiformes, Gobiidae. The coding region runs from base 276 to 938 and encodes 220 amino acids.